AACCAACCGCCGGGGCCCGCCCCGAGACUCGACUCCCCGCAGCCGCAGGCUUCGGAAACGAGAGCAGCAGCAGCAGCAGCAGCAGCACCAGCAAUGGCAGCCGCAGCCGUGGCCUCCAGCUCCACCCCGCGGCCGCUCCGCCUGGCGCCGCGCUGGGCUCUCGGCGGCGCGCCCGACCAUGCCAACGCCCCGACGCUCCGCUCCCGCAGGCCGCGGCUCGCCAUGUCGGCCGCGGCCGGGGCGGAGGCCGGCGGCUCCGAGCGGUUCUACUUCAACUUCACCGGCUUCCCCUUCCCGCUCGGGCCCUUCCUCAACCGCCGCACCAUCCGCACCGAGGCGGUGAAGGGCAGCAUAUGGCUGUUCGAGCAGGAGCAGGCGCUGGGCUUCAGCAGCGUCUCCACCAACAUCCGCAUGACCGUCAUCAGGCUCAAGUCCGGCGGGCUCUGGGUGCACGCGCCCAUCGCGCCUACCAAGGAGUGCAUUCAGGUACGCACGCUACCUACCUGCUGCCCGGCGCGCUGCUCAAGGAGCUGGACGCGCCGGUGGAGCACAUCGUGCUGCCGACCUUCGCGUACGAGCACAAGAUCUUCGUCGGGCCCUUCUCCAGGAAGUUCCCCAGGGCGCGGAUAUGGGUGGCGCCCAGGCAGUGGAGCUGGCCGAUCAACCUGCCGCUCGAGUUCUUCGGCAUCUUCCGGGCCAAGCCCCUCGAGGACGAGGACGACACCACCCCAUGGGCCACCGAGAUCGAGCAGAAGGUGCUCAGCUCGCCGGAAGUUGGGAUUGGGCCAUACGUGGAGGUGGCGUUCUACCAUAAGCCUUCAAAGACAUUGCUGGUGACGGAUGCUGUCAUCUUUGUUCCGCGGCAGCCUCCCGAGUGUAUCAGCAAAGAAUCUUUGUUAGCUUCAGCCAAGAACGGAUUGGCAGUGAAGUUAUUGAGCAAAGGAAAAGAGGUUCCAGAUGAACCAGUUGUGGACAAUGCACUGAACCGUCAGAAAGGAUGGGAAAGGAUGGUGCUUCAAAUACUGUUUCUUGGCCCCUCAAAUCUUCUUGAGCCAAAUGCAAGUUUUGCUCAAAUGUCACAAAAAUUGAUCGUCUCGCCAAUUGUCAAGACACUCGUUUUCAGCAAAGUUCCAGAGAAGGUGAGGGAUUGGGUCGACAGGAUCGCUGCUGACUGGCCAUUCCGACGGAUAAUCCCUUGCCACUUUUCAGCCCCAAUCAACGCAAGCCGAUCAGACUUCCUGGCCGCUUUCGGCUUCCUUGAUGAGUUGCUCCCUGAUCGCCCUGCCGCGGUGUCUGGCCUCUCCCUGCUCUUGGCAUCCUUCAUGGGGAAGGCGGCCAGCUACUUCCCUCCUGACGACAUGAAGACGCUUUCCUCGCUGGACGAGUUCUUGGUUUCGGUUGGUGCUGUCAAGAAGACCGUCUCCGGAAGGAAGAGGUGAUGCGGAGAAAGCUGGUGGAUUGUGCAUAGUUUUGUAAGAAAACAUAGUUGCUGCAGCUCAUGCUUAAAGCAUGGUGUACACUGUCAAAUCCGUAUGUAGUUAGUGGACAAAAGCUGGUCCAUUUUAGGCUAUAACAUAGGGAAGAGUACAUGUAUCUUCUUGCCUUCAAUAGAAAGCCAGAUUUUACUGCAUAGUAUGAAUUUUACCGGACUGUA
Molecule: messenger RNA, 1654 nt
Organism: Panicum virgatum (switchgrass)
Lineage: Eukaryota; Viridiplantae; Streptophyta; Magnoliopsida; Poales; Poaceae
Exons: 6
Coding region: 354-1439 (361 amino acids)
Source: RefSeq, a predicted model, not a curated record